CGUGUGCGAAUGCAGCUGUGUGUUAAAUACAGUGUCUUCUCCUAAUGAACCGUGAUCUGUAUAAUGUCCGAGAAUGUCCAUUUCUGGAGCUCUUAGCAAUUACUAUGUGGAUUCCAUUAUAAGUCACGAGAACGAAGAUCCGGCUUCAGCCAAGUUCUCCAAUGUGCAGUAUGGUGGCUCCAGGCAAGCGGGGUUACACGCCGGGGACCAUCCGGAGUUCCCCUCGUGCAGCUUCCAGCCGAAACCCCCCGUGUUCAGCGCCUCCUGGAAUCCCUUUAAUUCCCACGCGUCCAGUGGUUUGCCAUCCGUGUACCAUCCGUACAUCCCGACUCAGCCUGUGCCCUCCCCGGACUCUCGAUACUUUCGGACUUGGAUGGACUGUGGCCCGAGGUCCGAGCCCUUGUCUGGUCACGGGCAGGUCAAAGUAGAACCGCUGCUUGGGCACCUCGGAGAGCCGCCCAAAAUCGGAGGACACGAGUACAUUCUGGAGUCGUCUUCUGCCGGGGAGAUAAACCCCACUCAGGGUUCUGGGUUCCAGGACAACAAGGACAUGUGUGAGGGCAGCGAAGGGAAAGACGGGGCAGAUCAAAAUGACCCAUCUGCCAACUGGUUGCAUGCCAGGUCGUCUCGGAAAAAGAGGUGCCCAUACACCAAAUACCAGACGUUGGAGCUGGAGAAGGAGUUUCUCUUCAGCAUGUACCUCACCCGGGACAGGAGGCAUGAGGUGGCCCGUCUACUGAACUUGACAGAGAGACAAGUGAAAAUAUGGUUCCAGAACCGACGGAUGAAAAUGAAGAAAAUGAACAAAGACCAGUCCAAGGAGUAGAAUGGAGACAGGGACCCCCCCCAAGUUCUUUCUAUGAAGUGACACUUUCAGGUGUAUUACUGCAAGCGUGUUUUUUUACCAUUCCUGUUUUUACCAGAAACCUACCAGAUUCUUAAUAUAAGUCAAUGAUUUUGUUCAAGACAUAACGUGUGUUAAUAAUAAAUGUAUUCGAACAAUGGUUGUCGGUGUUCUCCA
Molecule: messenger RNA, 1021 nt
Organism: Scleropages formosus (Asian bonytongue)
Lineage: Eukaryota; Metazoa; Chordata; Actinopteri; Osteoglossiformes; Osteoglossidae
Product: homeobox protein Hox-B9a-like
Exons: 2
Coding region: 74-826 (250 amino acids)
Biological process (GO): DNA-templated transcription; anterior/posterior pattern specification; embryonic skeletal system morphogenesis
Cellular component (GO): nucleus
Molecular function (GO): DNA-binding transcription factor activity, RNA polymerase II-specific; RNA polymerase II cis-regulatory region sequence-specific DNA binding
Source: RefSeq, a predicted model, not a curated record